Linum trigynum is the source of this 2718-nucleotide messenger RNA. Lineage: Eukaryota; Viridiplantae; Streptophyta; Magnoliopsida; Malpighiales; Linaceae. The record is from the annotation of a GenBank genome assembly.
CUAACCUCCACCGGAGUAAACAGAUUGAGGCCCUAUGAACAAAACCCCCACUACCGAAGUGAAUUCGGUACGGAAUAGUGAGUUGGCUCCUCGACUAAAGUCACCAACUCCCUACCUUCAAUCAAGGAUGCUCUAUCAACCUAAGCAGAUAUUCUCAUUCUAGGUUAAAGCAGAAACAACAGGAAUUUGAUCAGGAUUCAUGCCAUUCAAUCAAUCAAACCUCAAUUGAAUAUAAUCAAAUCAUAGAAUCAGUACUUGGGUUCAUACAAUCAAAGCCUAACAUACAAAUCUAGGGUUCUCCAUACCCAGAUGAAUGGGAGAACUACUCCAUGGAGAAAGAAGUAAAAGCAAAAUCAGACGCGGAAUUCAUACUAUGAAGGAUGGAUUCCUGCUCCUGGACGUUGAUCGGCACUUCUCCAAGCUCGAACUGGCCUCCAAUGGUGUUGAAGAUCAAGCUAGGGCACUUGGAGACUCUUGUUCGUCGCUUUCUCUCUCUAGGAAUCACUCUGUCUCUCUAAAACUCGAAUCCCCUUCUGUUUUGGCUGAAAUCUGCUUAAAAGGGCAUCAGUGGCCAAAGCACGGUCGAGGGCACGACCGUGCUUUGCUUCUGCCCGGUCGAGGGCACGACCGUGCUUUGCUUCAGCCCGCCCGUGCUUUGGCUAGGGUUAAUUACACGGCCAUUGUGUUGGGAGAACACGGCCGUGCUUUUGGGAGGACACGGCCGUGCUUUCAGCCCGUGUUUGCAGCUUGAAUUUGCCAAACUCAAUUAGCUCUUGGCAGUAAAAGCACGGUCGUGUUCUGUUUUAGGUGUGCCCGUGUUUUGGCUCCCGCUCGACGAAAUGACUUCCGAAUGCCCCAAAACUCAUGCUUAGCCUUUCCUUUGAUGCCUGGGACCUGAAAUAUGACAAAAUAGCACAACCCGGCGUAAAAUAGGUAAAAAAUACACGACUAUGCCCCUCAAACAGAUAAGAACUAGGGGCGCAAAUACGUGCAAUUACAUCGUUAUCAGUAUGUGUAAAAAUGCAAUUAUAUUGAAGCCAUCUACAUUAUUUUGCUUUGAUGGAAAUUGUAACUUGCAAAACAUGGCUAUAUUGUUCAUGCUAUAAAUAAUGUGAAAUCAAAUUAGUUCUAAGUUCCUUAAAGUCAAUUUUGUUUCAUUCUAAUGUAACUUCAGGAUGAAUUGUUAAAAAAAUUAUUUCACAACUAACCAUUAGAAGUUGUUUCUUUGUAAGUGUUAGAAUUAUUUUUCUAGCUAUUUAUUAGACAAAUUUCCUCUUUCGCUAGAACUUAUUUUAAAGGGGGUUUUCUUCACUCACAUACAUAUUUUUUUUCCUUAACCCAUGUUUUCUACCAAUCGAUUAGGAAAGUUUCCCCUUUUGCUAUGAUUUAUGUUAAAUGAUUUUUUCUUCACCUGCGUUUUUUUGUGCUGUAGAUUAGGCAAGUUUUCCCUUUCUCAAUUCGUAGAGGGUUAUAUUAGUGUGUACAUAUGUUCUAUGGUUGUUCACUGAAUGCUCAAGUUCAAGAAUCAUGACUAGUAAAUGUACUUAGUUGCAAGUUAUAUAUGCCACUACUCAUUAAUUAAUUAUACAAAUAGCGCAAGUUUGUUUAAGGGGUAUGGUGAAGUGUGAUAGGGUUUAACAUAGGACUUACAACGACUUAUAUUAAAACAAAUUUUUUCCCUUAACCUGCAUAUUUCUAUUUGUUGAUCAAGCAAGUUAUUCCAUUUGCUAUCACUACAACAAAUUCAGCCUAUUAGGAAAAAAAUUUAUUUUGUCAUUUUCUAUUUGUCAUAAUAGGUAUGGUGAUAUGAAAAGAACAAUAUAUGUCCUAUUUGGUAUGCCUAAUGUGACAAAAAUUGUUGUCAGAAUAAGUCGUCAUUUAAAGUGAGUAAUGUGACAAAUAUUUCGUGUCACAAUUAAUUUUAUCAAAAUACGCGUCCCAUAUCGGGAUGUAAGAGGCUCAAAAGUAUCAAAUUUCUUGUUGUUAGAAUAGUUCGUCAUUUAAAGUGAGUAAUAUAACAAAUAGUUCGUGUCACAAUUAAGUUUUUUAAAAUAGGCAUCCCAUAUCGGAAUUUAAGAGACACAAAAGUCACAAAUUAUAUCCUCACAAAUCAGUUUCUCCACCCAAAUUUCAGUCCCUCUCAAUUUUUUAUUGUCCAAUUUCAAUCCCUCCCAAUUUUUAGACCUAAAUUUUCAGUCCGCCGAAAAGUUGAAAUUCCCUCUCCGCCAACCAAAAUUUCAUUUAUCCUAACAGUGUAGUCAAAAUUGCGCUUUAAAGCGUAGAAUCGUACUUUUUUACCUAUUUAGACCACAAAAACGUUUCAGUUUCUACCUAAAGUCACUAAUUACACAAAAUUGUAAAAACGACGAUAAAAUCUGUGAAAGCGUAAAAAAUGAUAAAAUCAAAAUUUUUCUCCAUUUUUAUACGUUUCCACGCACGGUUCAUAAUAACUGCUUAUCACUAUAAUCAUUCAUCAAUACAGCUAAACACUUUAUUAUUAAAAAAAUAUCAUCAUGAGCAUAAACACAAGUUAAUAAAAAUUAGCUAUACAAUCAUAUGUAUAAUUGACUAAACUUAUACGUCAAUAUUAUUAAAUCAUAUUUCUCUAAAUCUCAAUUUAGUUUUACUAUAAUAAUUCAUCAAUACAACAAAGCACUUUAUUAUUCAAAAAUAUUUAUCGUGAGCAUAAAUACAAGUCAAUAAGAAUUAGCCAUUUAU